AUGUCGCGAUACGGUAGCUACACCGUCGAAACGGAGCUACAGGUAGCACCUGAACACUGGUACAGAGAAGCUCUUUCCAGCAGGGGAACCGCCGGUAACAACCAGCUGUCAGUGGGACCAGUAUGGACGUUGGAGCCACCAAGAUUCAACAACGAGGCUCAGCGAAUCCUCAGAGUUCGGAUUUCUCCAGACCAUGCUCUAACAAACUCUUCGGUUUCUCUAUUGACCGUUCACCGUCCAUCUAUAUACACUCCUCUCGACAAACUUCGAGGACAAUUCCGAGUUCUCGUCCUGAAGGAAGGCUCGUGGGAUGAUCCUAUUGUUUGCAAGCUCGCGAUUCAAAGCCUGGGUGAUAAUCUGCAGAAUUACGCCGCACUUUCGUACACUUGGAAUGACUCAGUGGAUGCUACACAAGAUGAGCCAGAAGGCCACCACUAUAUCAAAGUUAACCAUGAGAGAAUUUCGAAAUUAGCACCAACCUCCUACAUGCUUUGCACCACCUCCGGCACCCAACAGCGCCUAGGAUGA
Molecule: messenger RNA, 528 nt
Organism: Hyaloscypha bicolor E
Lineage: Eukaryota; Fungi; Ascomycota; Leotiomycetes; Helotiales; Hyaloscyphaceae
Exons: 3
Coding region: 1-528 (175 amino acids)
Source: RefSeq, a predicted model, not a curated record